AUGCUUCUCCAAUCCCUCUACCCAAGUCAACCUGCACGAACACGGAUGGCAUUACAGCGCAACAAUACAUUCACCCCCGAUUCUCGCUAUGGAUCCCCGUUUCCGACACCAGAGUCCGAGUGGUCUGAGCACCUUCGCCAGCUCUCGCGUGAUGCUAAGAGCAGGCCGGCUCCCGUGCGUACUUCCCUCCAAGCCUUCCAUGCCACGCAGACCCUCAUGUACCCUCAUCCUCCGCAGCGCAUAUUGAAGAAAGUUCCUUCCAGUCAAGAGCUAUCUGCCCCUCACUGUCUCAUCCCACCAACCACCACCAGGCGCCCCAGGCUCCUUCGUCUACACCACAGUAUGUCCUCUAUAGGACGAUCCUUCGGCCUUCACGCGCAUAUAGAUGUCUCCACGAAGGAGAAUAUUGCCCCGACACGCGAAGUAGAUGUCAUUACGAAUCCAAUUGAAACGCCAACAGACCCUGUCGAUGCCACGGCGGAGAAGAAACAGACGGACAAGCGUGUCCGGUUCAAAGACUUGGCAGAUCUCUCAAACAGCCUAGCCACGCCUGGUUCUGGAGCAUCGCCCUCACGAGACGAAGGUCCCUCAUCCCGUCAAACAGCGCACAUUAUGUCCUUACACUGUGCAAGCACUAGCAUGCUUCGCUUCGGCAUCUCCUGCGACGCAGGGCGUUCCAAAGGCUGUUCAACAUCGUUCACCUACGCUCUAUGGAUCCUUGCGAUGCCAUCAUCCUCACCAUCGACAUACAGUUAUGUGUUGACCGAGUCGACACGGGACAUCCUCGAUCUUCUUGCGCACGAAGCCAGGGACAGGUCGACCCUGUUGAAUGAUGUGACGGGUACAUCAGGGAUUGGUCUGUUCGGAGUAAUGGCUCUGAGGUAG
Stereum hirsutum FP-91666 SS1 is the source of this 885-nucleotide messenger RNA. RefSeq lists its product as uncharacterized. Lineage: Eukaryota; Fungi; Basidiomycota; Agaricomycetes; Russulales; Stereaceae. The transcript has 3 exons. The record is from RefSeq and is a predicted model, not a curated record. Bases 1 to 885 code for a protein of 294 amino acids.